AUGUCAGGCAGAGGCAAAGGCGGAAAGGGGCUCGGGAAAGGAGGCGCUAAGCGUCACAGGAAGGUGCUGCGGGACAACAUCCAGGGCAUCACAAAGCCUGCCAUCCGCCGUCUGGCACGGAGAGGAGGCGUGAAGCGCAUCUCUGGUCUCAUCUAUGAGGAGACCCGCGGGGUGCUGAAAGUGUUUCUAGAGAAUGUGAUCCGGGACGCCGUCACUUACACCGAGCACGCCAAGAGGAAGACUGUCACCGCCAUGGAUGUGGUCUAUGCUCUCAAGCGCCAGGGACGCACCCUAACGUCAGCUCUCCAUCCAUUCAUUCUACAGACGUUAGAGAUGGCCAGGACCAAGCAAACAGCGCGUAAGUCCACUGGCGGCAAAGCUCCCCGCAAGCAGCUGGCGACCAAAGCCGCCCGGAAGAGCGCCCCAGCUACCGGCGGUGUAAAGAAGCCUCACCGUUACCGACCCGGGACCGUUGCUCUUCGGGAGAUCCGCCGCUACCAGAAGUCCACUGAGCUGCUGAUCCGCAAGCUGCCCUUCCAGCGUCUGGUGCGUGAGAUCGCCCAGGACUUCAAGACUGACCUGCGCUUCCAGAGCUCCGCCGUCAUGGCCCUGCAAGAGGCCAGCGAGGCUUAUCUGGUGGGGCUCUUCGAGGACACCAACCUGUGCGCCAUCCACGCCAAGAGGAUGUCAGGAAGAGGCAAAGGUGGUAAGGGACUCGGGAAAGGAGGCGCUAAGCGCCACAGGAAGGUGCUGCGGGACAACAUCCAGGGCAUCACGAAGCCUGCCAUUCGCCGUCUCGCUCGCAGAGGUGGCGUGAAGCGCAUUUCUGGCCUCAUCUACGAGGAGACCCGUGGGGUGCUGAAGGUCUUUCUAGAGAAUGUGAUCCGGGACGCCGUCACUUACACCGAGCACGCCAAGAGGAAGACUGUCACAGCUAUGGAUGUGGUCUAUGCUCUCAAGCGCCAGGGCCGCACUCUGUAUGGUUUUGGAGGUUAAGAUCUGGCUCCUCUCUGGCUGAUCUCCUUUCC
Pseudophryne corroboree (corroboree frog) is the source of this 1028-nucleotide messenger RNA. RefSeq lists its product as uncharacterized. Gene Ontology annotation, molecular function: DNA binding; protein heterodimerization activity; structural constituent of chromatin. Gene Ontology annotation, biological process: nucleosome assembly. The transcript has 3 exons. NCBI's taxonomy places the organism in Eukaryota, Metazoa, Chordata, Amphibia, Anura, Myobatrachidae. The record is from RefSeq and is a predicted model, not a curated record. Gene Ontology annotation, cellular component: nucleosome. The coding region runs from base 1 to 996 and encodes 331 amino acids.